Molecule: messenger RNA, 683 nt
Organism: Trichosurus vulpecula (common brushtail)
Lineage: Eukaryota; Metazoa; Chordata; Mammalia; Diprotodontia; Phalangeridae
Product: PRELI domain-containing protein 1, mitochondrial-like
Exons: 1
Coding region: 1-663 (220 amino acids)
Biological process (GO): phospholipid transport
Cellular component (GO): mitochondrial intermembrane space
Molecular function (GO): phosphatidic acid transfer activity
Source: RefSeq, a predicted model, not a curated record
AUGGUGAAGUAUUUCCUGGGGCAGAGCGUGCUCCAGGGCUCUUGGGACCAAGUGUUUGCUGCCUUCUGGCAGCGUUACCCCAACCCCUACAGCAAGCAUGUGCUGACGGAGGACAUCGUGCUCCGGGAGGUGACCCCCGAUCGGAAGCUGCUGUCCAGGCGGCUUCUAACGAAGACCAACCGCAUGCCCCGCUGGGCGGAGCGCUUCUUUCUUGCUAACGUAGCUCACUCGGUGUACAUCCUCGAGGACUCUAUCGUGGACCCACAGAACCAGACCAUGACCACUUUCACCUGGAACAUCAACCAUGCCCGGCUGAUGGUGGUGGAGGAAAGAUGUGUUUACUGUGUGAACCCUGAAAACAGUGGCUGGACUGAAAUCCGACGGGAGGCCUGGGUCUCCUCCUGUUUGUUCGGGGUCUCCAGAGCUGUGCAGGAGUUCGGCCUAGCUAGAUUCAAAAGUAACCUGACCAAGACCAUCAAAGGCUUUGAGUACAUCCUGGCCAAGCAGCAAGGUGAAGCUCCUUCUAACACACUUGUAGAAACAGCUAAGGAAGCAACUGAGAAGGCGAAGGAAACCGCUCUGGCAGCUACCGAGAAGGCCAAGGACCUGGCCAGCAAGGCCGCCACCAAGAAGCAGCAGCAGCAACAGCAACACUAUGUUUAAAGAAGUCAUCCUACUGCUUC